Radiomyces spectabilis is the source of this 1220-nucleotide messenger RNA. RefSeq lists its product as uncharacterized. The transcript has a single exon. The record is from RefSeq and is a predicted model, not a curated record. Bases 104 to 1033 code for a protein of 309 amino acids. NCBI's taxonomy places the organism in Eukaryota, Fungi, Mucoromycota, Mucoromycetes, Mucorales, Radiomycetaceae.
GCCAUUCGAUUAUCCCCACCAAAGUAGGUUGAUCAUUCCUUCAUUCCAUUAUUGGCGCUCCUGUCGAUUAAAAAAAAAAUCGUGCUUCAAAAAAAAAAUACUGAUGCAUAAAUUUUUUUUUUUAUAUUUGAUUUGCAGAUCUUCGAGGAUGGUGGAAUCGAUGCAAUUACCUCCGCCGAAACCUUCCUCGCUUUUGCUCAAGCGAUUAGCCCCCAAGCAUGGUAAAACACCUCAACUUACCAUUUUCACCCCAUCGUAUGCUCAAAAUCACCACGCCGCAAUUCAUUCCGCCCCUUUGCGACCCAUGGUAGCUACCCAACGAGUGAAACCCAAUAAAAUUGUCAAGCGACAACCAUCGUCGCGCUUGCCGCCUAAAACGGCUUCAGCUAUUACGGCACCUUACAAGAUAACCGAAUUCCCGAGUCCACCCAUUGUACCAUCGCAACAACCGGCUACUUCCACUGCCACGUCGACCUCGGUUCAUCGUCCAUCGUCCGCUUCCAAUGCUGCUCACGCUGCAGCAGCAGCAGCAGCAGCAGCGGCCACCGCCGCCGCCGCUGCCAGUGCUACGGCCUACCGGUUCAAUGUCGCUCACUCGUCUGUGCCAAAGACGCCUGCACCACUGACACAGAAGCAGCAGUUUCUUCGGCCAUUUGAAUUUUUGUACGACAAUAUUGAGCACACACAAACCCUCAAGGCCACGUUGGAUGACCAAAUCCGUCGAUCGUCCACGUUGAUCCGUAGUCUACAAUCGUCUGGCACAAUGAUAGAAUCUCUAGUACGGCGCCAAGUGCGAGAAAUGGUGGAUCAGGAGUUUGACGAUAAAUUAGCCGAUUGUGUUGAACGGAUUCACGCCCUGGAACAACGGUUGCAGCUACGCGACGCUCCUUUAUCACCCAAACACUCUCCUUCGCCAUCGCCACCGGGCCAGCCUGCAUCGGAUAAACAACCAAUGAUAAGGGAAAUGUUUUCUGAACUAAUGAAUCGUUUGGAUCAACUGGAAAACAAAAUGGCUCCUACAGUCGCAUCGUAAGAGAGAGACCCAAAGAUCACAUACGCACACGUAGAUAACCGAACGUAAAAAACACACACACAACCCAAAAAUUACCCUAUAAUCACUUUUUGAUACCCCCUUAUAUUUCCUUUCAGUCCAUUCAUUUUCCACAUAUACAUCCUCAAUGCACCUCAUCCCAAUUUAGCAUCGCAAAUACCUUGGCUUC